Messenger RNA from Penicillium vulpinum, 1974 nucleotides. RefSeq lists its product as uncharacterized. The transcript has 2 exons. The coding region runs from base 1 to 1974 and encodes 657 amino acids. Gene Ontology annotation, molecular function: histone H3T3 kinase activity. Gene Ontology annotation, cellular component: nucleus; cytoplasm. Gene Ontology annotation, biological process: intracellular signal transduction; mitotic cell cycle. The record is from RefSeq and is a predicted model, not a curated record. NCBI's taxonomy places the organism in Eukaryota, Fungi, Ascomycota, Eurotiomycetes, Eurotiales, Aspergillaceae.
AUGUCAACCCGGUCACCCUCGCCAGUUUCAAGUCACGCGACACCAAUGGAGCCCAAACAAUCCAAAUCAAAGUCGGUAGCUCAGCGCAGAGUGUACGGAAAAAGCAGAGCCAAUGCCCCCAGGGCAGUAUUUGACGGAAGCCCGGCUAGAGAUAUCAGAUUCAAACUCCAACAUGUCGACCCCGUGGAAAGUCUUCAAGCGAAACUAGCCCAAGUGACGAUCAAUGAUGACUCGAUCCCUCAACCAGACAACCAUGCAGAGCCUCCAAAGAUGGAGAGUGAGCAGAAGCAAGAGUUGGGAAAUAUCCCUUGUGAUGAAUCAAGUCCGUCUACAAUAGAGGACAUUUCGGACACCCCGACAACGCAAUCAUCGAUCGAAUCCUCUCUAGAGGCGGAGCCAAAACUAAAGAAAUGCGAAACGAUGGUGGAGGUCAGAAUAUGCUCGAAGGCUCUAGAAAAUUUUUCUCAAAUCAAAUCGGCUUCUCCGGCUACGACAUCAGAGUCCAUAAGCCAGGAUCGAGAAAAGCGAAGUGCAUCUUGUGACAGAAGGAGAGCAGAAAGGAAGAAGAUUCCUGCAUCCAGACGGUCAUCUGGAGUUGUUCAUGACAGUGAAGCCAGCACUUAUGUUGGCGCAAUUCUAACUGAAGCACUAUCUCCAAUUGCCGCGCAGGGCAUUCAGAAGUUCGGCUCAUGGGCUUCACGAUCAGCAAACAUGUUCGACGUCGCAAAACUCGCAGAGGGGUCCUACGGUGAAGUCUACAAACUUCACCUGCGGGAAGAAGCCUGUAGGCCAGUGGUGUCAAAAUCAAAGUUGGCUAAACUCAAAUCAUAUGGCGAUGGAGUGUUCAAGGUCGUGCCUCUGCGAGCAAAGAGUGGUCCCGGAUCCAAAAAAUUCACCACCAUUGAUGAAAUUGUCUCUGAGGUCAAAAUGCUCAAGUAUCUAGACCCGAUUCCUGGCUUUGCUCGUUUCAGAGAGAUCCAUGUUGUUCAAGGUCGUUUCCCAGAGUCCUUCCAAAAUGCAUGGGACCACUACAAGAAGACCAAAGACGACUGCAUCAAUCCCAACCCGUCCAACAAAAGAGCUUACCCGGAUACGCAGCUAUGGGCAAUUGUUGAGAUGGAUGAUGCGGGAUGCGAACUGGAGAAGUUCGCUUGGUCAUCGAUUUUCCAGAUCUAUGAUAUAUUCUGGGGAGUUGCCAUGGCCCUGGCCCGGGCAGAGGAGUAUGCUAUGUUCGAACAUAGAGAUCUUCAUUUGGGAAAUGUUUGUAUACGUUCUACACGGGAAGAUGACUGCAUGGAACCCCCCACAGAACUCGAUAUUGCACGCAAACCAUCAUCCAGUGGGUUUGGACUCAGCUCCCUUGAAACCACUAUCAUCGACUACUCGCUGUCUCGGGCAGACCUACUCUUAACCGAUGAUCCAACCGGUCUCACUGAGGUUGCGUCGUCAGACCUUGACAAGAAGCAAUUGUUCGAUGCUAUAGGCCAAGACGAAGACGAAAUCAUGCAAAGAAACACCUACCGAUAUAUGCGCGCAACACUCUAUACCGGUUGCCCCAUAGAAACAGAAAAGGUGGCGGACAUUCCUGGCAUCUGGGCAGAGUACUCCCCUCGUACCAACUUAAUCUGGCUACUUUUCCUGCUUCAGAGUCUUUUCAAGAACCGCAAACCAGAAACAUCGGCUGCACAGCCACAGCGAAAGGCCCUUGCACCUUGCUCGCCCAACAAGAUGGCUUCGAAACUGGAAGCAGGCAAAGAGAAAGACCAAAGCAUUGCUGGAUCUCUCGUUAAGGAGAGACAGACCAAGGACGUACAGGCUGGCAUCUCGCGGCUCAAGCAAACACUGGAGGGCAGGCUAAAAGCCGUUCUCGAACUUCUCGAUCUGGAGCAUGGACAUGAAGACAUGUGUUGCGCCGCGGAUUUGGUGGCCUAUGCGAUGGACUCGCAAUGGCUGGGUGAAGAAGACUUUUUCUAA